AUGACAGGCAGACUAUCUAUAUUCCUUGGAGUCUCCCUGGUGAUAGUCUCUUCGGCCUUUGUGCCCUUGACACCACAGUUGGCGUCCAAUAAACACGCCGUGAUUGCAUCAGCACAGAAUCCUCCAUCGACGACGACAACAUCACUCAAUAACGGCUUUCUUUUGGACGUUCCCGAUAGUUUCUUCACUGUCACUUUUCUAGGUGCUGGUAUUCUGUUGGGUAUCUCCCGUCAAUUCAAUCGCUUGCGCAUGGAAGAACGAGCCUGGGAACAACGCCUCGAAGAGGGACGGCGUCGUCGUUUGGAACAGGAUCCAACCCUCACCGAGCUGGAUCUAAGACGAAAAGAAGCGGAACUGGAAUGGUCUGCCUAUGGCAAGCCACGUAUGAUGCGUGAACAAGCCGAGCGAGAAUUGGUGGGAAAUAGUAGAAGAAAGCGAGUCAAAGUGUUGGAACGCGAGGAAGAUGAAGACGAAGAAGAUGUCUUGCAACGACAAUAUACCAUGACGGAUGAUGAAAUUGAUCGAUUCGAACUGGAAUUUGGAAUUGAUUACGAUCCCUACUACGAUGACCCUUACACCGAAGAAGAACUCCCGGAAGGAAGAUUCAACUUGGACAAACAGUAUGGUGAUCGUAUCUAUGACGACGGAGAAAUCUUUUACAAGGACGCAGAUACGGGCCUUUACUACAGGCAAGGGGCCAAGCCCAGAUCCAUUAGCUUCUUUGGGCCGUAG
Messenger RNA from Seminavis robusta, 732 nucleotides. The record is from the annotation of a GenBank genome assembly. NCBI's taxonomy places the organism in Eukaryota, Bacillariophyta, Bacillariophyceae, Naviculales, Naviculaceae.